This is a messenger RNA of Manis pentadactyla (Chinese pangolin), 5341 nucleotides long. RefSeq names its product cadherin 17 (gene CDH17). NCBI's taxonomy places the organism in Eukaryota, Metazoa, Chordata, Mammalia, Pholidota, Manidae. The record is from RefSeq and is a predicted model, not a curated record. Gene Ontology annotation, molecular function: calcium ion binding; cadherin binding. The transcript is spliced from 18 exons. Gene Ontology annotation, biological process: adherens junction organization; cell morphogenesis; calcium-dependent cell-cell adhesion. The coding region runs from base 2033 to 4525 and encodes 830 amino acids. Gene Ontology annotation, cellular component: adherens junction; catenin complex; plasma membrane.
AGAACUGACUACUUCUAUUCUAAUGUGGCGUUCAUGCCUUCAUUCCCUCAUAGAUUUUUCAGACAUUACUGGGCAUCCAGGCACCAUCGGGUACAAGAAAUAGAAUGCUGACUAAGACAUUGUCUUUGUCCUCAGAACUCUGAGGACAGUAAAUUUGUUCCAAAGAGCCAAAGGAGGUGACAUUGAAAAUGUGAAUAAAAUGAAAAAACUUGGAAGAUUAUACCUGGAAGGGGACUAGAUUUGCUGCCAUUAGAUAAAAUUCAAAUGGAGGAAAAAAUUACUGUUAGAAUGAUUGGAUUUAAUGUGGAAGAGUAAAUUAAACUAUUGCUAAAAAUUCCGUUUUGGGGAAGUGGGAACACUGGAGAAAAGUCGGCUUUUAAGCAUCCUACCUUUUUGCUCACUAAUGCUUGAACUAUUCAGUACAGGGAAAGAAGCAGACGGCUGUGAAUCCACUUGGCUAACUUUAUGGCGCUCCUGCUUGGGCAAGGCGCUGUGCAGACUACGCGCUGGGACAGGGCAAUUUGCCUUUCAGAAGCUUAUGGUAGAGUUGGAUAUACUGGUGGGAAGUGGACAUGGUGGUGAAUGAGGACAACUGCACAAAAACCCAGAAUGUGAGGUAGGAGACAGAAAGGGCCCUCAGAGACACGUGAAGUAAGGCAGCUGGAGCUUGGGUAGGGGAAAGAAUUCCUUGCUUGGCUGGUCCGAUCAGCUGCAAGCCAAGGAAUGCCUGGGAGCACAAGAAGCUGGAGGCGGGAGAAAGGACUCUUCCCGAAGCCUUCCAAGGGAGUGUGGCGCUGCCAGUGUGGUGACUGUAGGUCUUUAGCUGCCAGAACUGCAAGAGAACACGUUGUUUUAAGCCACCAAUUUUAUGGUAAAUGUCAGCCACUCUAGGAAAUAGAGUACUUUGAGUUAUUUAGGGCAACUUACUUAGCUUCUAUAAGCCUCAAUUUCUUCAUCUGAAAAACAAGGAUAUAAGCCAUCUCAAAGCAUUAUCAUGAGGAUUAAAGUGCUUAAUUUAUUGUCUAUCCAAGAGAUGGGCUGUGAGUAAACCCAAAGACCAGAUGGAGUGCAGUCGUAGAACGCAUGUUUCCAGGCUCAGUAUGACUUGGUUCAGGAGGCAGUGCAUGUGCUUGAAUAUUUCCAAACAGGGGUGUGAUGGAUCAGUGGAGCUGCUUCUGGACACUGUCCAGAGAGAACUGACCUGACUGAAGCCAGAAGGCAUGGGACCCCCUCCAGGAGACCAGUGAGGAAGGGCCAGCACCUCGCCUAGAGUCCUGAGUAAUGGCUGCAGGCAGAGGAAGGAAGUCAUUUGUCGGGAGACAUCCGCUCAGAAAGUCCAUUGGUGUGUGGGUUGGGCCUACUGAGUGCACAGAACUGGAAGUGGUCAAGGUUUUGGACAAGGAGUGCAAUGAGGCCCGCUGCCUCCCACAGCCUGAGAGCAGUGCACAUGACAGAGGGAAAAGGGUAGCACAGCCGGUCAGGCCCAAGGGUUAGGGCAGGCCCUGGUUACAGGAUCACUCUGGAAUGAGGGUGUGGACUUGGGACUGCCUGGAAAAUAGCCACAGAGCAACAGACCCUAAACCACCACGAAUUGUCGAGUAACUCCUGAGGGAAUAUGGCAGUAAAUACUGGACUUGCUUUCCUCAGAAUGUGGCUAGGGAAAAAUGCACGCAAACCAGAGACCUGAGCUUUUUAGCCAAGGAGUGCUGCCAUGUGUGUGCAUGUGAAUGUGUGUGUGCAUGUGUGUGUGUCCAGAGGUGUGUGUCAGGAAGUGGGUAGAGUUGGGGAUGAGAGGCCUCACAGGUAAAGGAGAAGUAGGCAGAGCACUACAGCGAAAAUAGCGAACGGGCUCUCAUCCUGCUGCACUUCUUCGGUUAUUCCAAAACAGGGCUGCUGCCCGUGGUCUUACUUCAGCAUCUGCCAAGGAACCUGAGUAGUUAAGAGGUGCAGGCCCUUUCUGAGACUGAAGAUGGGUUGUAAUUUAAGUUUGCUGGGACUAUGCUCAAGAGUUUGAAUAAAGAAAACGACAGUGAUGCAAACCCAGCUGCACUGCUUAUGUGUCCUUAUACUUUAUUUGACAACUGGAUAUGGCCAAGAAGGGAGGUUUAGUGGACCCCUGAAGCCCAUGACAUUUUCUAUUUUUGAAGGCCAAGAAUCGAGUCAAAUCAUAUUCCAGUUUAAGGCCAAUCCUCCUGCUGUGAAUUUCAAACUAACUGGAGAGACAGAUGACAUAUUUCAGAUACAACCAGAUGGACUUCUGUAUCACAACAGAGCCCUUGACAGGGAAACAAGAGCUGUUCACCAACUACAGGUCGCAGCCCUGGAUGCUCAUGGAGCUACAGUGGAGGGCCCAGUCCCCAUCAUCAUAGAAGUGAAGGACAUCAAUGACAAUAGACCCGUGUUUCUUCAGCCGAAGUAUGAAGGCUCAGUAAGGCAGAACUCUCGCCCAGGAAAGCCCUUCAUGUACGUCAAUGCUACAGAUUUGGAUGAUCCAUCUACUCCAAAUGGUCAGCUUUUUUACCAAAUUGUCAUCCAGCUUCCCAAGGUCAACAAUGUCAUGUACUUUCAGAUCAACAACAAAACAGGGGCAAUUUCACUCACCCGAGAAGGAUCUCUGGAAUUGGAUCCCGUUAAGAAUCCUUCCUACAAUCUGGUGGUCUCUGUGAAGGACAUGGGAGGCCAGAAUGAGAAUUCCUUCAGUGUCAGCACGUCGGUGGAUAUUAUAGUGAAGGAAAAUAUUUGGAAAGCACCAGAACCUCUGGAGAUUGUAGAAAACUCGACUGAUCCUCACCCCAUCAAAGUCACUCAGGUGCGGUGGAAUGAGCUAGAUGCACAAUAUUCCUUAGUUGAAAAGGAGAAGCUGCCCAGAUUCCCAUUUUCAAUCAACCAGGAAGGAGAUAUUUAUGUGACUCAGCCCUUGGACCGAGAAGAAAAGGAUUCAUAUACUUUUUAUGCGGUUGCAAAGGAUGAGCAUGGAAAACCACUUGCAUUGCCACUGCAGAUUCAUGUGAAAGUUAAAGACAUUAAUGAUAAUCCACCUACAUGUCCAUCUUCUUUGACUGUAUUUGAGGUCCAGGAGAAUGAAAGAAUAGGAAGCAAUAUUGGGACUCUUACAGCCCAUGACAUGGAUGAAGAAAACUCUGUCAACAGUAUUUUAGUGUACAAAAUUGCAGAGCAAACCCCAAGAUUUCCUGAAGAAGGACUCUUCCUGGUCCAAACCUACUCGGGAAUAUUCCAAUUAGCUAAGCAUUCCUUGAGGAAGCAAGACACUCCAAAAUACCACUUGGUUGUGAACGUGUCUGACAAAGAUUUCACGACCCACUGUCACGUGCAAAUCAACGUUAUCGAUAUCAAUGAUCAGAUCCCGAUCUUUGAAAAAUCAGAUUAUGGAAACUUGACUCUCUCUGAAGACACGGCUGUCGGGUCUGUCAUCUUAACCAUCCAGGCCACUGAUGCUGAUGAGCCAAAUACUGGAAGCUCUAAAAUCCUGUACCGUAUUACAGAGGGAGACAGUGAGGGAUGCCUGGGGAUAGAAACAGAUCCCCAAACCAACGCUGGAUAUGUCAUGGUUAAAAAGCCUCUUGAUUUUGAAACAGCAGCUCUUCACAACAUUGUGCUCCAUGCGGAAAAUCCUGAGCCACUGGUGCCUGGUGUAAAGUACAAUGCCAGCUCUUUUGCCACGUUCACACUUACUAUAACAGAUGUGAAUGAAGCACCCCAAUUUACCCAACAUGUAUUUCAAGCACAAGUCAGUGAAGAUGUGGCUAUAGACACUAAAGUGGGCAACGUGACUGCCAAGGAUCCGGAAGGUCUUGACAUAAGUUACUCACUGAGAGGCAACAAGAGAAGCUGGCUUAAAAUUGACCCUGUCACUGGUGAGAUCUUUACCAUGGCUCCGCUGGACAGAGAAGCUGAAAGUCUGUAUCGGGUACAAGUGGUGGCAACCGAAGUAGGUGGAUCCUCCUUGAGCUCCAUAGCAGAUUUCCACCUGACUCUCACGGAUGUGAAUGACAACCCCCCUCGACUAGUCAAAGAGUACACAGGCUUGUUCCUCUGUUACCCACUCCAAGCACCCGGAAGUCUCAUUUUCGAGGCCACUGAUGAUGAUCAAGUGUCAUUUCGAGGUCUACAUUUUACAUUUUCCCUCGGCAGUGAAAGCUUACAAAAUGACUGGGAAGUGACCAAAAUCAAUGGAACUCAUGCCAGACUCUCCACCAAGCACACAAGCUUCGAGGAGGGAGUUCACUACAUCCCAAUCCACAUCAGUGAUGGUGGCCGCCCACCCUUGGAAGGGACUGUCUCUUUACCUGUUACUUUCUGCACAUGUGGGGAAGAAGGUUGUUUCCGGCCAGCAGGUCACAUGCCUGGGAUGCCCACUGUGGGCAUGGCGGUUGGUAUACUCCUGACCACUUUAUUAGUCAUUGGUAUAAUUUUAGCAGUGGUGUUUAUCCAGAUAAAGAAGAAUAAAGGCAAAGAUAAUGUUGAAAGUGCUCAGGCAUAUGAAGUGAAACCUCUGAGAAACUGAAUUUAAAAAGGAAUGUUUGAGUUUAUGUACCAAGUGCUAUUUCAGUAACAACCAUUCAGUCCCAUAACUUUACUUUUUAUCCAACAUGUGCACUGUAAUUUUUUUACAGGUAUACCCUCUUGCCCUUUAAUAUUUUAUUACUCUUUGAUAUUUCAUGUGCUAUAGACAUGAGAGAUGUUUUCCACUUUCCCAUGACACUCUUCCCUUCUGCAAAAGCCGUAGCUAUUUAUCCAAAACCAAAAAUGUAUGUGUUUUUCCCCCUCAAGGAAAGAUGGGCUGAUGAAAUAGUCUGUUCAAUUUUCUUCACCAAGGAGAUUUAUCAGUCACCCACCACAGAACUUUCUGGAUUCCACCUAUGCUUUUUCUGGUCCAUCCUGUGUCCCCUUCUUCACAUCUCCUUUGGCAUUUCACUAAUUUUAAAACAUCUGUUGGAGAAAAGAACAAAGCAAAGCCUCAGGAAAAAAUUAAAGAGGAGACGUGUCCCUUAGCUUGAACAGAAACUGUUCAGUGUUGUUAACCUUCUUGAGCUCAGUGUGGCUUAUGCAGGGCUUCUUUUGAGGUUUUUCCACUUGGGAAUGGCACAAGCCCCACACAGACCACACAGAAGCCCACUUCAUGAUCCUUGGUGUGGAAGCCAGCCACUGACAGGGCUUACUCACUCCCUACCGUGCUUGCAUGCUGCGCAUGUUUUCUUUGUGUGUAUAGUAAUAAAGUUUUGGUUAUUGUAUAUUUAAUGGUAGAGGAAAAUAAGGAAGCAUGAAAGAAGUGGGGACAAAAAUCCAAGAAUAAACGUUGGCUGUGGUUUUGUUUCUCGGA